Strongylus vulgaris is the source of this 453-nucleotide messenger RNA. Lineage: Eukaryota; Metazoa; Nematoda; Chromadorea; Rhabditida; Strongylidae. The record is from the annotation of a GenBank genome assembly.
AUGCAGCGAGACUUCCAAGAUGUUUAUUUUCAGGUUGAUCCUGUUUCAUCGAAAUUAUUGCCUACAUUCUCACAAGAGCUCCUGUCACACUUAGAGUCCCUUUCACUGGUGCGUUUCGACAAUGAACAAGCUGUAGUCCAUCUGCAGGCAGCUGUAAAAACAGCCAUGGCUUUACAAGAGGUGGACACAACGGAUGUCGAACCCAUGUAUACUGUCUGGGAAGACCAGCAAUGUCCCUUACGUGAUGAUAUACCUGAAGAACCGUUGACUCUAAAAGAGGUGCUAUCGAACGCAAACCCUACCCAAGAUAAUUACUUUGUUUCACCUCCUGGCAAUGUUCCGUUGGAAGAAGCAGCCCCUCUUGAUCAGACUCUUAUCAGCCAAUGGGAUAAAUUGGGGGUCGAGGUGGCUCCGGCGCCGAAAAAAUUGAAGCAUGACGCAGAUAAUGGAUGA